AUGGAGGUCACCACUGCCGGUAGCACGGCCAACUCGUUGUUUCCCGUCGACAAGCCGCGUGACUGUCCUGCCAAAACGUUGAAACUGGCACUGAAGUGGAGACCAUGUCAACUGACGGUUGGCAACGAGCUCUUUUCCGGCAAAUAUCGCAUCGUUCUUGACCCGCAACUACCAAGAGUGGUUUUCAGACUCGCCGACGAAGAACAAGGCCAAGUGAUAUUCACAGCCAAGAACUGUUCGAUCGAGACCGGCUUGGAUCGAGAUGAUCCGGAAUUCGCCAGUCAGUACCGUGAUCAGGUGAAGGACGGCCAUCGGCUUUUGUUCAUCAUAAUUCGACCCUCCGCACAGCCACCAAUGCCUUCCGCGGCGAGAGAGGAACCUAGAAACGAUGAGAAGAGCAAGGAGUGGAAGACCCUUAAUACUAUCCACUGGGAAGAGAACGAGGCCGUCAUCUAG
Molecule: messenger RNA, 456 nt
Organism: Penicillium cataractarum
Lineage: Eukaryota; Fungi; Ascomycota; Eurotiomycetes; Eurotiales; Aspergillaceae
Exons: 1
Coding region: 1-456 (151 amino acids)
Source: RefSeq, a predicted model, not a curated record